This is a messenger RNA of Polypterus senegalus (gray bichir), 4044 nucleotides long. It is a transcript of the gene znrf3, whose product is annotated as zinc and ring finger 3. The record is from RefSeq and is a predicted model, not a curated record. NCBI's taxonomy places the organism in Eukaryota, Metazoa, Chordata, Cladistia, Polypteriformes, Polypteridae. The coding region runs from base 410 to 3010 and encodes 866 amino acids. The transcript has 9 exons. Gene Ontology annotation, biological process: Wnt receptor catabolic process; ubiquitin-dependent protein catabolic process; negative regulation of canonical Wnt signaling pathway. Gene Ontology annotation, molecular function: frizzled binding; ubiquitin protein ligase activity.
ACAUUUGGGAGUGGAAAAUGAGGGGUCAUGAAGAUUGGUGGGUGGGGAUAACCCUUUUAGAAGAAAAAAAAAAAAAAAAAAACCUAAAGUGAAUCACGUGUUCCCAGAUCAAAGGAGAUCCGCUUUGUGAAGCUGGAAAGAGGAAAAAAGCAAUCGAGAGAGAGGGAGGGAGAAAGAAAGAAAGAAAGCGAGCGAAAAGGAGGGGGAGCGAGUGAGCAGCGCUGCUUGAGCGCCGACUGACAAGAUUGCUGUUGCAAUGGAGAACUAAUGAAGUCCAGCGCGUGAGCGAGCCCACCUCAACUUUCUCCUUUGGGAUUUUACUGUACUUCCACGCUCUGUGUUCCCCCAGAGAAAGACAAGAAACCCUCCUGGACAGUAUGCCCCGAUCGGCGCCGAUCCUGCCGGCGAGAUGAUGGUGUCUGCGGCGCGGAGGCGAGGGGCGCAGUCGCUGUUGGCGCUGCUGCUACUGGCGGCCGCCGCCGCGGCUCUAGCUAAGGAUACCGCCUUCGUGGAAGUGGUCCUGUUCGAGUCCAGCCCCAGCGGGGAUUACACUACGUACACCACCGGGCUGCAGGGGCGCUUCUCCCGAGCAGGGGCCACCAUCAGCGCAGAAGGAGAGAUUGUGCAGAUGCACCCUUUGGGACUCUGUAACAGCAAUGAUGAAGAGGACCUUUAUGAGUAUGGCUGGGUGGGAGUUGUCAAAUUGGAGCAGCCUGAGCUAGACCCAAGUUGUCUAACUGUUCUGGGAAAGGCUAAACGGGCAGUUCAGAGAGGAGCCACAGCAGUCAUCUUUGAUGUCUCUGAGAACCCGGAUGCUAUAGACCAGCUGAACCAGGGAUCCGAAGACCCACUCAAGAGGCCAGUAGUCUAUGUAAAGGGGGCAGAUGCCGUUAAGCUGAUGAAUAUCGUCAACAAGCAAAAGGUAGCCCGAGCUAGGAUUCAGCACCGGCCUCCACGGCAACCCACAGAGUAUUUUGACAUGGGGAUUUUCCUGGCAUUUUUUGUGGUGGUGUCCCUGGUGUGCCUUGUACUUCUCAUCAAGAUAAAACUGAAGCAGCGGAGGAGCCAGAGUUCCUUGAACAGAAUGGCAGUCCAGGCUCUUGAGAAGAUGGAAACAAGAAAGUUUAAAUCCAAGAAUAAAGGCUACAGAGAGGGUGGUCCUGCACCUUCGGAUACCCUGAGCAGCAGCUCAACGUCUGACUGUGCUAUCUGCCUGGAGAAGUACAUUGAUGGGGAGGAACUCCGUGUGAUCCCGUGUGCUCAUCGCUUCCAUAAGAAAUGCGUGGAUCCAUGGUUGCUGCAGCAUCACACGUGUCCACACUGCAGACACAAUAUCAUUGAGCAAAAGAAAGGGACCACUGGGCCCAUCUGCAUGGAGACAGGUAAUGCUUCUCUUGGCCGACAGCAGCGCGUUGUGCUUCCUGUUCAUUACCCAGGACGUGUGCACCGAGCCAGCCAGAUGACUGCCUACCCAACCCGUACAAGCAUGGAUCCUCAUGGCAAUCCCAUUACAGUUCUGACUGUGGACCAGCAUGGAGAUCGGAAUCUCUACCCACCUCAAUCUGCUGCCUUUGUUAGGAGUUACCCCCCCAUCCACCUAGACCACUCUUUGAAUCCUCACCACUGUGGCCUGGAGCACAGGGCUGCUUAUGCCUUGCCACCUAACUUCAGACGGCCCAAGAUUAAUGGACGCAACUUUUCCAGGGCGGCAUGCUUCUCCCAAUACGAGACAAUGUACCAGCAUUAUUUCUUCCAAGGCUUGAGCUACCCGCAGCCAGAGGGCCAGGCCAACAUUGGACCUCACAAAGGUCAAGCUCGAGCUUUUCAGCAAGGCCUCCUCUUCCCAACAGUGGUGCACAUGGCACCUACUGCUUCCUCUCGCCAUGGGGAGAGUGGAAGUUCUUCCAGCUUCAGCUGCUACCAUGGCCACCGGUCAGUUUGUAGUGGCUACCUGGCAGACUGUCCUGGCAGUGACAGCAGCAGCAGUAGUUCUGGUCAGUGCCACUGUUCCUCCAGUGACUCUAUGUUGGACUGCACAGAGGUGAGCAAUCAAGGAGUAUAUGGGAGUUGUUCCACUUUCCGUAGCUCUCUGAGCAGUGACUAUGACCCUUACAUCUACCGGAGCCGGAGCCCUUGCCGGGGGGCAACACUGGAGCCUGGAACUAGCUGUCCACCUGUAUCCCAGGAUGACUCUGCUGCAGCACCCAGUCAUGAGUGCCACCGGCCCCCACCCAGGGCCUCUGUCUUCUCAGGGGACCAGCUGUCUAGCUGUAGCCUGGAACCCAACUACAGCAGUCAUUCUUCAUUAGAACCCAGGGAAACUAGUACCACUACCUCAGACGGAGCCCUGGAAGGGGCUACACCAGACCUUGCAAGCUGGGAGAAGGGGGCAGAGGUGAGUGAGCAGGGAGCAGCCUGUAGCUGCUGCUUUGAAAUCCCUCCCACUGCUGCCUUGGAUGGCCGAGGAGCUGAGGUGGGCGGCACUCUGCUAGUGGGAGCUGCCCACUGUGGUCGGGGCCUGGAGCCAAGGACCUCUUUAGGCACUGGCCCUCAGUACUUGUACAGUGUUAACAUGGACCACUUGUGCCGGACAGAGCCAGGGAAUUCUGAAGGUCUGCCCUGCUGCUUCUAUGAGGAGAGAAAUGUCCCACGAAGCAGUGGGAAUUUUUACUCGGAGGACUACGCCGUCAGUGUGCAGUACAUGCAGACGGACACAGACGUGCCUGCUCUGCAGGACCAGAGAAUCCCCAUCAUCCCGGAAGACUUAGACUGUGAGCCAGGAGCACCGGCAGUUGGAAGCUUGCUUUCGGCACAAGAUGGGCAUAGUGAACUUUUUGUCCCAGCUGGGCCAUUCCGGGGCCGCCUGCAUCCCCUUCAAGAAGGAGCUAGGGCCUUGUUUCAUGGAAAUGGCCCCUGUUUUCAUGAAGCGAUGGGAAACGGCAACAAGGCAGGGUCAGCAGGACCACCUCACUUGGCGGACAAAGACUGCACAGCUGACCAGAGCCUCUGACUUUUAUUUUAUUUUUUAUUUUUUUCUUCUUCUCAAGUUCGGCCAUACGGGAAGCAGCUUUGUUUUUUUUUUCCACUUUUUUGUUUUUCUUAUGUUUAAAACAUUUUUUAGCUUUGAAAAACACCCAGAAGUGGUAAUAUGGAGAAAACCCAGCACACCUCUUUCCUGCACACUUUUUUUUUUGGUUUCUGUUAUUUAUUUGUUUUUUGUUUUUCUUUUUCUUUUUAUUAUUAUUGUUUUUUUAUGAAAUCCAAGUUGUGCAGGUGCCAUCAGCUCAGUCUUUUUUUUUUUUUCUUCUUUUCCUUCCCCUCAAGCACUCAGGGCCACCGUUGCCUUAGUCAUCACCAGCUGGUGAUGGAAGUCAAACCAUUUGUAAAGCGAACUGACAGUAUGAGCAUGGAACAUGGUACACAUUGGUGGGGAUUGGGGGAGUUACAGUAGGCCUCAAUUUGUUUGUUCUGCAGACUUACUACUGUUUCUGUGAAAUAUGAUCUUUCUGCAAAGUGACAACCAGAAUAAUUAAAAGAAAAAAAAAAUUAUUUAUGCAAGGUUAGAAUGGAGUGCUGCGGCGUCACAGUGUGGGGUACUUGAGGCACUAAGUCAUUUGUAUUGUGUGGAGCACUUAAAACAGACAGAAAUGAGGACUGUAUGCAAACGAGUAAGAGUCUAAACAAGGUGUAAAAUUUAGAAUUUUCUCCGUCAUUACCAUUUGAAAAUGUUUUUAAAAAGCUAGAAAAUCAAUCUGUGUAUAUUUCUGUAUAUGUAUAGCAGCACAUUUCAUUUAUGGAAAUAUGUUCUCUGAAUAUUUAUUUACUAAUAUAUUUAUCUUUAAGCCAUGUCUUAUGAUGAGUGUAUGGAUUCGAUGGAUUUUUUUUUUUGAGAAUCACUAACAUGAGACUUUGUAAAUACAUGAUAAUUGCACACAAAGAUUAAAUAUUCUCUGACCAAAAACUGAAUUUUAAAUUUUAGUACUAUACAGUUUUGUAACAAAGUGUACAAAGGUCUGUAAAAAAUACAAUUUUAUUCAAGUAAAA